GUUCAAUGAGCUGCUCCAAACCAUAAGCCGUUCGUACAUCCGGUUCGAUGUUCUAUGAAAAGGAGUCAGCAGAUUUGCAUAAAUCGAUACUUUCAGGACGUUGCAGAAUCGUCCGCAGUACAAAGCAUCGUUUCCGAGGAUCAGACAUCUGUCAGACAUCGACGUAAUUUAUUCGCACGAACUGAACAGCUUGUCGUUCACCUUUGUCGAGACACUUUUGAGGAUCAUCGAUCAAAAUAACAUCGACUGUGAGGUAUGUGACGAAAGCCAUGAGGAAUCUCGCCACGCACAAUUCAUGAAACAGCACGUCGGCUUCAAGAAGUUUCAGGUAAGUUCAGCGAAUUCAAGCUUCGGUUCGAAACGCCUGCAUUAUUUAAAGGAGGUCAUUGAAACAAUGACCGUCGUAUUUCAAGAACGACAUGCGAAUGACCCUGAACUAUGUGACGCCUGGAAAGCACUGCUGACUGUGUCGUCUAAAACGUUGUUUGACACCUUAGCGCAAACGCAGCUGAGCUUUGAUUCUACUAAGUACUUAUGA
This is a messenger RNA of Soboliphyme baturini, 538 nucleotides long. Lineage: Eukaryota; Metazoa; Nematoda; Enoplea; Dioctophymatida; Soboliphymatidae. The record is from the annotation of a GenBank genome assembly.